Messenger RNA from Anopheles funestus (African malaria mosquito), 11451 nucleotides. Its product is annotated as zonadhesin-like. Lineage: Eukaryota; Metazoa; Arthropoda; Insecta; Diptera; Culicidae. The record is from RefSeq and is a predicted model, not a curated record. The coding region runs from base 10046 to 11221 and encodes 391 amino acids. The transcript is spliced from 2 exons.
AAGCGAAACAGUGAGUUUCCUUUGUUUUUCUUUCCUACCCAAUGCUUAUUUUCCCACUUUAUUUUACGCAGCUGGUGCCUUUGCCGCAGUGUCCGUGGCCACAAAUCUGGGAUCUGACAGGUUUGGCCUAUGCUCUAGACAUGUGUGCAUGCAUGUGUGUGUGUCUGUGUAAGUGAAUUGCUUCCACUUUUACGGCGAUCCAUUUUCUUGCUCUUCCAAUUCCGGACCAACGGGAAGUGCGAACAGAUGAGCCGUUGUCCAACAUGGUCCGGAACGGAUGGCUAAACUCUAUUUUCAUCAAUUUCAAGCUUCGUUUAUUAGAUGAUAAGCAGUUUGCAAAUGUUAUCUAGAGACGCGUGUCCGCUCACACCAUCUUUCGCCGGGGAGAUAAUAUUCCAAACCAAACGCUUAUGAGAUCAUACAACUGAUCGUGUGGAGAAGACACUUUCGUAGCUUAAGCAAAGUAAAAUAGAACACAGAAAGGAAUACUUUGUCUGUUAAAGAAAGAACCAUAUGUCCGGUGUGUUGUUUGUUGCCGUACGUGUGGCAGGAAAUGUGUUUCCUUCUCAAGCAUCACCGGCCGGCCGCUUGCCCAUUGGACCCAAAACCGUGGCCCAAAGUGGCUUGACAUUUGAUCGCGUGUCUGCCCUUACGGAUUGCAGGAGGAGCAAAGACGAUGUAUCUUUUUUUGUUGUGUUGUUGUUCCAACGGAAAAUAUACCUAGGCAAGUGAGUUGUUUGAAAAGCAAAUACAGCUUUAGCGGUUCUGAUUAUUUAUAGGCAUGCAGACGACCUAAUGCACUUAACCAUUGAAUGCACGUAAAGUGAGAACAGCGCUGCAUUUGCACACAAGCACAAUGUGUAGUGCAUCUUCCGGAAAUGCAUGAAUGCACCGAAAUGCAAAGCUGUUUGCUGCAGAACACGCAUACAAAGGGAGAGUAACGUCUUUGGAUGGGGUCUGAAUUUUAAUGCUGGAAGGCUGGUGGGCCAGUUAACAUGAACUUAAUCUAAACGCAGUGGGUGAUGCUCGAGAACUUCACUUGCGUCAGAAAUUUGCUCUUUGCGAAUGAAGCGGGGGGGGAAAUUAAACAUGAAUCAUAAUCAUUUACAGUUUUUUUUAUUUCAAAUAUUGCAAGGAAACUCCUUCCCAUGGGGUGACAGACACGUGUCUGUUGCGUGGUGGUCCAGAAUUAGCCAAACCAAGUUAAUUUUAUUCUGCGAACUUAAAGUUGAUUCAUUCAGUGCGCUUUGCCGCCUUAAAUAAUAACGACGCAUGAUUCAUACAUUCUUCAACAUAGUCAAUCUACUACAGGAUUUAAGGGUGCAGCUUCUACUCUCCACGGAUUACCAAUUUUUAGACAACCCGUCGAGAGACAAAUUUGGCUUUAUUGCAUCCCCCCCCCCCCCCCACAAAUGAAGAACUUCCUUUGGUAUAUGAGAGGAAGCUCAAGAAUUUUUCAGCUCUUGCGUGACACGCUACAUGCGAAUUUGUUGCGCUCUCAACCGCCCUUGUGCACAGUACUCAGUGGACCGAUACAUAGACGCGUCAUUGUUCAAGUCCAAUAAAAUACAAUCAACUCCCUAGAAGCCGUGAGGGAGAUGAGCAAUUUUCAUCAAUUGUCCUACCAUAAACGUUGUUACGCAUACGGUGACGGCUAGCGGCUGCCUUAACUGGCCUGCCAGAAUGUUUGUCCCGAUAAAAUUAGCAAAACCUAAAAGUUGUACGCUGUGCAACAAUAAUAGUGAUCCUAAUUUUCAGCACUGUCGAUAUUGUCUGUUUUUGGGAAAUUGGUUCGUUCCAGAUGUUGGAAGGUGCAGCAAUCAUCCUGCGGGAAAUUGCCACAACAAGGUGCGGUCGUCGAUAGGUAAUGAUUCUUGGCAAAUUUAGAGCGAAACAGAUGUGCCACAACAGGCACAUUCCCAUCUCUGGGCAAGCGUGAAACGGUGGAUUCGUAAGUGAAUGAGCAAAUAGUUUCGCUACAAACUUUUGCAAGCUACCGAUGAUCUCAAGCACUACUUUACUCCGAACGAUCAACCUUCCGAUUGGCAAUAUAUAAAAAAAAACUCCACAUCGUUCAGCACACAUCUGUUAGCGAUGAGUUUGACAAACGAGUUGUUAGUGCUUUUAGGCCCGGAUCAGAAAGAAAUGACGUAAGCGAAUAGCUGUGUGGCGAGUGCUCACGUCAUCGUGGCUGCUGGUUCUUGUACGAUGGAGCAUUAGAUCACUGGACACAACCACAUCCAGUGCACUCCGAUUGGUUUAGUAUUUGCACAAAAUGAUCGUGCAAAUUAUUGCUUUUUAUUCGUUUUUUAUCGAACGAGAAAAUUUAUCGACUAACCCACAGACCACAGACGAACGAAUCGAGUUAAGUGUGGCGCCGAAUGUUUAUACUUCUUCGCGAUCGACACGUUCACCUUGAGAAGGAGAUGUCGACUAGCUUCAAGUCAUUGCAAUGGUGUUCCACGCAGCUGCUCGGUCUACUAUCGAUCACGUUUUAGUUUGCUGCCGGUGUGUUGGUGGUCAAAGCGCGCGAUCAAUCGUGAACGUGAUUCAAACGUCCACCCGUACCAAUGACAGUUAAGAUGAUGAGGCGGCCACAUUGUAUAUCUUUUUUUUUUGUUAUUCGGUAUUUGUCCCGACGCAUUCCAAGCACGCCCGCCCGUACGGUUUGUCGUGCACAUUUGCGUGUAUGCCUUAACACAACCGUCACAAUCGCCGCUGAUAGAAAUGGUUGUAACACAGCUGUGCCGUACAGGGUGCAGUUGUCGCACCCUGUUUCAGGGUGCAUCGCAUGCACGUCACGGUGGUGCACGGAUUGUACAGCAUCUUUCUCUCUCUUUCUCUCUUGCAAUCUCGCAAUGUUGUGCUUCGGAGUUCGAACGAUAUCACCCAUUGAUCGGGGUGGGCGAAUGGACCGAAUGUGGAUGGGACAAUAAUGGCAGUGGUCACACUACGGCAGCUGCACUUUGUUCCUGAAUUAGGGGUGUAUCGUUUGUUGAAACUGCGAGGAAACAUAUAGGGAAGACCUGGUUGGACUAAUUGUAUUUGAAUUUUUGGUCAUGGUUUUGCAAGCCUUGUAAAUCAGCACAUCAUUGUUCCGAUCGUAAAGAAUUGAUACAUUCAGAAUUGAUUUCAUGGUCCUGAAAAUGGGUUUAAAUGAUAAAUUGUAACAAUUGUAGUAUGUACAGUUACUUCAUUCUUACAUACAUUUGUAAAUACAGUAGAACUUCGUUUAUCCGGGGUGCUCGGGACCGGACUGAUGCCGGUUUAUCGAUUUCCACGGAUAAUAGCCCCUUAAAUAUCAAGGUCUUUUAUGUAUCUAGAAAAAGCGUAUAUAUGUAGUAUCUAUAUACUAUACUAUGGUAGUCCUUUUGAUGCUAAAAAUGGCUCUGGAUCAAGCAAAUUAUUAUCAAAUAACAAUUAAGAUUUAGAACGUAAAAUAAAAUCAUUUCAAACACAGUGGAGCGCCGAUUAUACGGGUACCUUUUAUCCGGCUGCCCCAUUAUCCGUGCAGCUCGGAAGUGACAGUUCGCAAGGCGAAUUGAAAUAUUAAAUCCAAAACCUAUGAUGGUAAGAAAUAAAAGAUUCAAAAGGGAAUGAUAUAAUUUGCUCAAAUUCGAAAUAAAAGAACAGAUUUACUUUGCAAAGUGUAAAUAAGGAAAUUAACAUCUAGCUUUAUAAAAGUGUCUACCCAUUACACACUAAACACAACUAUUUAUCAAUAAAAAGAGUUUGUGCAUAUUAUCCGUGAUAUUCGCUUAUCCGGUAAGGGCUGAGUCCUGAUGAGCACGGCUAAUCGGCGCUCCACUGUAUAUCGUUUGGUGACAAUUUUAAUCAUUUUAACCAACCUGACAUUAGUACAAAUGUUGUUCACCACGGUUAAAGAGCUUUCAAUUUUCGGCGCACGGUUAAUCCGCUCCCGGAUAAUCGACGUUCGACGGCUCGACGGAUGAACUCAAAUAGUUGACAUUCGUUACGAACGUUUAUGGAACGAACGUUUGAAAUGAACUGCUGAAUAUCUUGAACUAUAAUGAAUAAUCGUUAGGUAUUACUUUGUAAAGAGAGUUGAAAUUUGGUAAGGGCACCUUAAGAGCUUUUAUUUCUAUCAUGCUCUCUUAUUAACAAGAAUGCCCUAUAUUCUCGGCCUUCGGGAAUGGUUUCUGGUAUCAGUUUGGCAUAAUCUAAACGCUGCUUGAAAUCAUAUAAUUUCCUGUUCAUUUGCGUAUCAUUUGGAUUUUUUUUAUUCUUUUUUUCUAUCAAAAAUAAAUUGAAAAAAACCCAUACAAAUCAAUAAAAAGACAAACAGAAAAACCAGUUCUCCUUGCGAUCGACCUUUUUUUUGUGAACAAACUGGACUAUUGUUCUGCUGUUGUUACUGUUGGUAUGUAUUCGUUUUCAGCCUUCACGAUCACUGCUGAACGCGCAUAUGCUCUUAACAUGCGCGAUCGAACGUGACAAUUUUGUUCAGACCCCGGCCCCAAACCAUCAUCCAGCCGGGCCGCUUGCCCGGAGCUGAUGGGUCUUAUGUCAACGUGGAUGACGAUGAUGUUGAUGAUGAUGAGGGGUUUUGUGUUUGGAAUUUUUAUCGGUGAAUAUUUAACAUUCCAACUGUCACAUUCGAUCCGGUAACGGACCGGUGCUGGUGUUCAUUUUAGGCAGCAGCUACAUGUUCAUCCGUAUUCAUAUUCAUUAACGAAUCGUACAACGUAUUUGGAAUGGAAGUUCCGCGUUCGUGUGUCUAUUGGUGCUUUCGCUUUCGCUCGGAAGACGCUUGGUUGUUGGCUGAUUAGCGACAGUGGUUAAUUUGCAUUUGCAGUGAAAAUCAAAAUCCAUACGAUGGAUAUCUGUUCGCUUUCUCCUCGUCGUCGAAUCAAUCGAAAGGGCUUUAAAAUUAUGAAAUAUCUUAACUUUAGUUUGAAGUUAAAUAUUUCACGUAAAAUUGGAACGGAAAGAUAGAUAAAAUAAGGUCAGCACAGUAUGACGAGACACGGGGCUGGGUGAGGUUGUAAUCAAGCAAAAGGGUAACCAAGCAGACCGGUACCAGUUCGUACAGAAAUGGAAAAGUUGAAGCCAACCAGAUCGUCAUGAAACUGAAAGCUGUUCAACAAGUUUGAUCCUGCAGCCGAUGUAAGCAAUGCUACGAUCACGCACACCCCAGUCGUACACGUUUGGAGCGAUCUUGGAGUUCGGAACUGGGAAGCGUGAUGAGUGUAUACUUCGGGUUAUAUGCGAUCCUGCGGUAUCCCCAUGCUACCUUACGCAAUUGGGAAAAUAAUUAUACUAAUCAUAAGUGCCAUACCGCCAGGCCUAAGAGUUUACCGCUAGUCAUCAAAGAAGGAAACCAUCCUUUGCAUAUCGCAUCUGGAAGAGUUCUGUAGCACACCUUCGAUGAAAAUGGUUUAUAUUGUUCGAAGCCGUCGAAAUGGAUUGUUUAUAAUAGACAUUAAUUUAAUUGCCACAGGGAGUAAAACCUCGUCGACCGAGUGCUUGUUUUGCUGUACGAGACAUGUAAACAUUCAUUCAUACCUGGUGCCUGGUGGUCCGCGGUGCGUAAUCUAAACAACGCGACGUGCAUAAUCGGCUUCGACUCUGGUGCCAGGCUUCGACUACAGCAAUUACGCAAUCGAAUGCUCCUUUCAUUGCGUCAUCUUACAUACAACCUUUUUUAUUUUUAUUUUGUAAGAGAUUAUACUCUUGUGUUCAUAUAAUAUGGCGGGUUAUCUUUAUAUGUUCUAUUGAAGCAAACUUCUUUAUUUUAUCAUGCUUAACUAACAAUCUUCAUAAGGGUCUAUAUUUGUAUUUCGAAGUUUAAGUUAUUUGAGAGUAAAAUUCGCUUGUUUCUUACCAGUUUAAAGAAGCCAUUUGGAAGGAUUUCUUCGUACCAGAACACAUUGCUAGCUAUCGACUUUCCUUGAUCGCUUCUCAGUAGGCAAGGUCGGAUGUAUCGGCAGCGAUACAUAUAUGCGUCGGUCUGUGAAGCUUAAUGGUGGUUUUGUCUGUUCCGUUUCUUACUCCGAGGGUAUAUAAAACUAACACUAUCAUGCAUCGCGAUGUUUUCCGCAAUGGCGUUUGCAAUGGUCGCGAUCGACAAACCGUUUCUUGAGGACCGGUUUCUUUACGGCACGGUUUCAAAUGAUCGUCCCCCCGGGGGGGUUGAACCUGCUCGAUCUGAGCAUACCCUUUCAGCGAUGAUGUGUGUGUGUGCGUGUGCGGGUGUGCGUUUGAAACCCUCGCAGAACGUAAUGUGCAAUCGAGCAUAAAUGUGUCUUCCCUGUUUAUGUUCAGCAAAUGUCCGGUUCCCCGGUUGAUUGGUCGUCCGGAACCUCCACAAAACUAUGGGAAUGAGAUUGUGUCCACUGUGAACUAAGGGGUUGAUUGUAAAUACAAAAGCACAAAACAAAAAAAAAACGAUCCACAACAAUCGAAUCUCGGGGGUAGGCCAGGCGCUUUGAACUUGAACUGCUAAUGCCGGGAAGUGACGCCUGACAGGGACAAGUCUCCAGUUGUUUAAACUGUUUUGAUACACAUUGGACUGUCCAACAGUUCGUUAGGGUUAUUCUUUCGUGUGGCGUUCGGUUAGUGGUUUCAAUUAAUUGGGUUUUAUUUUCAUUUUUCCCUAUAAAGGCAAUAUGUUUAUUUAGUUGAUAACGCGUUUUAAAUGAUAUUUGUGAAGUUUUGAUAUUGUUUCUUUCAAAAAAAAAAUAUCCGUUUCAUUGUAGUUGCGUGUUCAUCUUUAAUUGGUUUCUCGAUUAGAAUUCGCUUCGCUAAUGUUUUUUUUGUUUCCCCGUUGUGGAACACACCAAAAACAAUGUUAUCCGUUUAUGUGGUUCUCACAAUUAAAAGUAAAUUUUGCUUAAAUUCGGUAACCUCUUCCUGUGAUUAAUAGCCACUGGGUCGUGAAUGUGAAACCUUGGAAAUAAUUUUUGCAUUUAACAAACAUAAAAGAUGAUUUAGUUGUUUUUUUUUUGGGUGGAAAAGUGAUAAAUAAUACUUUUCAAAAUAUAAACAAUCGUUUUCCUUUUUUUUUUUGCUCAGACUGUUAAAUAAAUAUGUUUUUUCUGUUCGCGGGGUCGUACAUCAAAGUUUAUUUUAUGGAUAUAAAAUAAAUUUUUAAUUCACCAUAUUUGCAUCCUCUCGACGCAAUACGCAUGUGAAGGAUAGUUACGUCACGAUCAUUUUGGCUUGUUGUCUUUGUAACAAAACCAAGGCGCCGAAGUGGUAAGGCCUAGCGCGCAUACUUUCUCCAUUGACCCCUCUGGCAUCAAAACCCGUGUCAUCAGACGUACCAGCUUCUGCCUUUUGAAAAUGGCCACGGAACCUGCAUAAUAAUCUACCCGGAUGCAAUAUGACCCUUGCACGAGUUGGGCGCCUUUUCGUUUCAACUCUUGCUCUCAACCACGGGCUAGAGUGGAAUGUUUUAAUCGACAAAGAUGCGUUUUGUGUUUCACUUCGUGCCUUCAGACUGUGGACGAGUUAAAAGAGACAGUUGCGAUGAGCCUCAUCCACCGGUGAAUGAGGUUAUUACACUGGAGGUUAACGUCGUCUCUUUUCGUCGCUGAGUGUGGCUUUUUGUGACACAGCCACAGCAAUCACUUUCCCGUUUUUAUGCAUCGGGCUCGGGAGAUUCGAUCGUGUACCGGCGGCACGGGUACGGCCCAAGAUGUCUGCAAUUUGUCGUACCCUUUUGUCCGGAAAGUGUACUGCGCGAAUGAGCAUUUGAAACCACACCGAGCCGCUAAAGCCCCCCGAGGGCACCGUAUCCGAAGGAAAUGGUGUGUUUUUGUUAGACACAAAGGAAACACGGGGAAAGAGAGACUGCGAGAUGGCGAAGCAAUCGAUGAUCGUCGUCGCCUGUGGGCAAGAUUUUCAUUUCAACUUCCUCUGCCAUCCAUCAUGGUGGCGUUUUUUUCAACAUUUUUCCAAAUCACUGGCAAACGAAAUCACACUAUCGUCGACGAGUUAGGAUUUUCCUGUGGUACAUGUUUGGAGAGAAAGUUGCAUUACCUCCUACCAUCGGCACGGUACUUGUGUUGGAUGUCAUCAUUCAAAGCAAAUCCACCAUCCCAUCCAUAGCCCUCCUUUCCGCGCUGAGUAAAUUGUUUUCCCUUUUUUGGGGAAAAGUGACAAGACGUCUUCCUAGUGUGCAUAACAAACGUGUUGAUAUUUGUACCGUGGUGGAACCUCUUUGGCAAGACUGGCAUCGCACUGACUGUAACUAAAGUUUGUAACUGUUCCCCGUCUGCAUGAACAACUCGUUUCUUGUUGCUGUUACUACUCGCAGUACAUUUGUUCCACCGACUAUCUUUAGCGGAGGUGUAGGUUGUUACGACUUCCAGCCAUAAAACCGUGUAGCCUAUCUUGGACGCGCGCUGACUGAGUGUGCUGCGUGUCCAAUCUUGGUCUCGAGUGCGGUUUCGUUACGUAAACGGAUAUGAAGGCUCAUCAACACCUUCUGCCCGAUCCGCUCGUACAUCGUAUCGCGUGUGUUUAUCGGAACCGCCACUGGAUCGGAAGCGUUUAGUUGCGUACCUGACACUAUUUCACUUUCCAUUUCCAUUAAUUGCCGUUGAUAGAUGGUUAGUGGGAAGGCAAUACGUUUGAGUAGGUAGGUGGACUACUCUCGUUGGUGCAUUAGUCAUGGUGGUGGGUGACGAUAAUGGUAGGUUGUCCGAAUAAUGUGACGUCUACAUAUUCCAUCUGCUAUAUUCCAUAUUCCAGUGCUAGUGCAGUCAGCUGAUUCGAAUGCUUGAUGUAUUUGCCACCACUGGGAGAUAGAGUCGUCUGGAAAUGAGAAUUUUGAGCUAAAAAGAAAAACUGGUUCAAGUUAUCCGAAUUGAGGAAUAUUGGAGAAGUUUGAGGACGAUUUCAUGCUCCAAAACAUUUUCCUUUUUAAUCAUACUUCGAUGUCUAUUUCUGAGGUACUUCCCCAACUACACAGUAAAGCAAAGAGGACUGGCUUGUUAGAAUUAUCUGGCAUAAGUAACAUGACAAACGAUGUAGACGUAUUAGACUUCAAUAGUUCAUGAUGUAAUUACUUAAGUGAUAAUUGCUUAUUGUACUGCAAUUCUAAAUACGUUGAGUUAAUCACGUUACUCCUUAUUCAAAGCACAAUUUUUGGAUGUUUUUGUCUGUGUCGCUCUCUGCGUGAGCUUUUGCUUUUCCCUCGAGUGAUUGAUAACCUUUCGUGAGGGUAUCAUUUUGCACGGACUGAACACGGCCGAAUAGCGUUCCGGGUGUGGUGUGACUAGGUUUAAUUUCAUCAAACUUCAAGACCACUUUCUGUAUCAUUCGGUCGAAUGGUCGAGGAACAUGCACCAUCGAUUUAUAAUCCAAAUUGAAGAAACAAUCGUACACUAGAGGUUGUCUUGCCGUGCAGGUAAACGGAUAGGGUUGCUGGAACGCUGUGUGUGUAUUAAAAACCCCUCGAACUCGUUGAUAAUGUUAGUUGAUGUACAUGAUGCGGUGAGUUUCGAAUGCGGAACUUUUUGGUGCAACUAUAGACAUUUUGAUUUUGACAGCAAGAUGUCAUAAUAUUUCUUAACGUAUCACAACAAAACACACGCUUUAUCUCCGCUCCUGGUAGACGUUUGAGGUUGAAGUGCUCUAGACAUAUCCUCUUGCCAUGCCUAAGCUUAACUACGGUUUCGUGCGACCGGCGUCCGUAAACUUUGUCGGAUGUUUUGGUACUGCUGGGGCAGGUUUAAAAAAAAUACUCUUUUGAUAUGGGUUUUGUUUGAGUACUGCCAUCUUGAAUCGUCUGUGUAACCGUGAGUACUGCACCUAAUAGCAGCUCCGUUACAAACCGUGUACGGAGCAGUAAACUUUGUACCUCACAGUUGCUACAGUCCAAGCACGCACUUGGACAUAUACGUCCAAUGUUUUGCUGGUUCUUAUCAUGCCCGAAAUGGGUAAUGUUUUUACUGUGCACACGACGAUACCACCUAUCAGGUUUCGAAUGCUUCCUGGGUGUGUGUCAAACGGUGAGGGUAUAAAGUGAAAAGCUUUCCCAUACCUGUGGUCAGAGUUCUUUGGUACAGCUUUGACAAUGGACACCAACGUCCGGCUGUUGCUUUCGGUCAAUCUUCUACUGCUGCUGGUGGGUUGUCUGCCCAACCUAGUGACAGCUCGUCAUGCCCAACGUCCAAAAUGUUGUCCACCGAAUGAGGUACUCCUCUGGUGUCCGCCGGUCUGUGAACCAACGUGCGACAAUGACUGUGUACCGACGCCAACCGGCAUCCCGAUGGAGACCUGCGUGUGCAAACCUGGAUUCGUGCGUCAUCAUGGACAUUGCAUCGAAAAGUGCGAAUGUCCGGCACCGUGUUAUUCAACGGAACCACCAACAGAGUGUCCACCACCGAUGACGACAUCGAGACCUUGUGCACCAAGCUUCUACGGUGUGAGCCGCACUGGUGGUGAUGACGUCCCAUCGCCCAGACUACAUUAUCCAUCGAAUGGUUUCCAUUCGUCACGCUCAUUCUCACAAGCCGGUCCGUACUCGAUGAUGUCGCAGUCUCAGAAUCUCUCGUCAUGCUCUAACUAUCUUUACCGUCCGGUGAAACCAUGUCCGCCGAAGCCAGUGCGUACAACGACCAUGUCACCGUUUGAGGUGUGUCCACCGAAUGAGAUACAGGAACGUUCUCCAAUCUGCUGCGAGCCAACGUGCACCAGCGAUUGUGCCGCCGUACUCUGUAAAUCGCAGCCUUCGACUGGUCCGUUGGUUUGCACCUGUGAUACGGGAUUUGUGCGACAUGAGGGUCGUUGUAUUCCACGCGACCAGUGCCCCGUGGAGGAACCGGUUAAAUUUUGUGGCCCUAACGCACGUUACAGUCCUUGUACGCCGUGUUGCCAGCCAACCUGCGACAAUGAUUGUAGCAAGAUCUUCUGUAUAGCGGCAUGUACGGGACCGCCAACCUGUGUCUGUAACGAAGGGUACGUGCUGCACGAGGGACGAUGCAUACUGCCAUCCCAGUGUCCUCGAAAGUGCACACCAGUAUGUCCACCGGGUGCAACCCUAGUACCAUACAGACCUUGUUGCAUUAAUACUUGCACGACGGAUUGUCGAUUAGUACGUUGCGCCCCAACUAAUGACAAAACACCAACCUGUGUGUGCGAUGAUGGACUAGUGAUGCACAACAAUCGUUGUAUUCCGCGUGAGCAUUGCCCAAAACCCAACCAACCUACUUAUGGGUGCUAUAGUGGCAGUCACUCGAAACCGUACUAACGUCUCUGAUGGAUAAUUGAAGAACAUUGUUUUUAAUAAAUUAUAUUUCUAGCAACAAGAUACGCAACCGCUUGAGUGCAUUUUAUGUCUUAACACUGAGAAGAAAUAGUUUGUAAAAAGUUUGCUAUUACUACACAAUAAAAAGUACUUUAAGCUUAAGUUAAGUUAUAUUCUCUCAGGCUCUAUAGCUUCGUGACUAAUUUCUCUGUUUUUUUUUUCUUCCUUCGUUC